UUGCGCGGUAAAAUGGAUAUGAAAUCAAGAAAAUAUGUAUAAUUAAUCUUUAUUUAGCAACAUUGUUAUUAUCAUGAGUCACCAGAUUUCUUUUUCCUCGAUAAAUCCUGAGUUUUCUCUUCGAAUAGUGGUUUGUGAUCAUUACUUAACGAAACCAGUACCAGGGCUUGAUGUUAUUUAUUCAGAUUUUCGAGGAGCUGAUAUUAAACAGGUACCAGUACUAAGGAUAUUUGGACCUGCAACAGAUGGUCAUAAAGCAUGUCUUCACAUCCACGGCGUGUUUCCAUACUUUUAUAUUCCUUGUCCUACAUCUAAUCCUGAGCCUCAAUUCCUGUAUCAAAUAGCAGCAAGCCUAGAUAAGGCAUUAAACAUAGCCUUGAAACAAGCAACAUCAACAACUCAACAUGUUUAUAAAAUAUCGCUGGUCAAGGGAUUGCCAUUCUAUGGAUUCCAUGACAAAGACCACUUAUUAAAAGUAUUUCUGUAUAGUCCCAACUUGAUAAAGCAGGCUGUAGAGUUGUGCAGCAAUGGAGCCAUUUUGGGCCAGACAUUCCAACCCCAUGAGUCCCAUUUGAACUUCACUCUACAAUUUUUCAUUGACUUCAAUCUUUUUGGCAUGAGCAACAUUGACUUGCAAAGGGUUAAAUUUCGAAAAACAGGUAUUUCCCAAGACAGCAACGAGCCUAGAAACAGCUUUGAUGAAGCUACCCUCAAAGCUGAAAGUAUAUGCUUUUAUGAAGCUGACUGUGUGGCUUCACAUAUCAUUAAUAGACAAAGAGUGGGUAAAGGUGAUGGAAUCGAAAAUCCAGGCCUUGAAGAGGUAUGGCAGCAAGAAAAAGAAAGACGAAAGCAGUUGAAUAUGUCAAUGGCAUCCAAAUCUUUAUCCCAGGGAAGAAUUGGGGCUGAAGAAACAGAAUCUCAUCACAAAUAUGAGCAGAUGUUUUUGAUCAAGUUAUCUGGUUCCAUAGACACACCAGUGAUUAUUGAGGCAGACAAAAAGAGGGAAUUGGAACAGGUAUAUUAUCCUGCAGAAAGCCUGGAGGGAUCUCAAUUAUUUGAUGCAGUAGAUGUGAGCAUUCAUUUGCCUGACAAUAAAGGGAGGCUUAGUUUGGGAUUGAGUCAAACAUUUAGAAAAGACUUGGAUGAAACUCUUGCUGAAGAUAUGGAUGAAACAAUUGUUGAUGAGAGUGUAGCUCUAAAUAGCAGUCUCUCUUUACAUUACAGUCAAGUUCUUUUAAACAGUGAAGACUUAGAUUUAGUAGAUAUGCUAAAUGAUAUGGAUGAAAAACCCAUUGAAGAAGAUAGUGUGAUGGGUACUCCUGUAAAUGGUGAUCAAGAAGAAGAUAAUGAAUCUGAUGAUGCUGAAUAUUCCCAGAUCUACAAUGAAGAGACCAUCAUUAUGGAUCCCCAUCAAAGUAAAGAUGGAGAUGAUGAAAAUUCACCUUCAUGGAAUGAUUCCUUCUGGGAAGGAGCAAACAUACCUCAAUUGGAUGGCACAUGUGAUGACGAUCAUGUUAAAAAAGUAAGAAAGAGAAAGAUGAGGUCUCUGAAAUUGGGCUUGUCAAAGCCAAAAAAUAAGAAAAAACCUGCUAUUAGUAAUGCAGAAGAAGAGCUUGAAUCAAAUGUAGAUGUAAGUGAACUUGAUGAAAUAAAUGUAUCCAGAGAUACAAUAGAUAGUAUUUCUAGUUUACAUCUGAAAAGAAAUGUUAAGAUAGAACCACAAAGUGUUAUAGAGAAUGCAACUGACUGUGAUAUUAAAGAAGAUGAUAAUAAUAUGUUAGAUUUAGUUAAUAAAGUUACUGUUAAGCAUGAACUGAAAGCAUCUGAAUUGUAUGACAUUCAAAAUAAGUAUGUUCCUGAUGCUGGCACAUCAAAUGUAAAAUUAAAGGAAGUAUUGUUCAAUAAAUCUAGCCUAAACAUGUCGUGUGAGUCGUCAAUUGAUGAUGACGAUGAAAAGAGAUUAGGCAUAAUGAGCUUUUACGAUACUUCAAAAUUUGAUAUGUCUCUAGAUAAAUCAUUAAAUAAUAGCGAUAUACAAGAUAAAAUUACAGAUAUUAAAAUAUCAUUUAAUAAUAGUAAUGUACCGAAUACAAACAUUCAAGCAACUGAAGAAAAAGAUGAAAGUUUCAACAAAUUAGUUUAUGAAGACAGUCCAUACUGUACCAUAUUGACGCCUAAAAUUCGUCCACCCACAAGAAAAUAUAUUAUCUCUAGUCUAGAGACAUACAAAAUUCCCAAAAUUAGAAAUCCAGUACCUUAUUACUCCGAUCCUAAUGAUGUUGGUGGUAAAGUUGAGAUUGGUCAAAUGAUAUUGAAGUUACAAAGCAAAUGUUCGCGCGAUCAAAAAGCGUUUGAUAAAAUGUUAGACACAACCAGCAUUGAAGAAUGGCGCCAAUUAUUAUUUUUGAAAACGAAUGAAAUGACAGAAGAGUGUUCGAAGCCUGAUGGACUGAAGAAGUUGCUCUCGGGAAACAAGGAAUACGUACUGGAGCCUUAUAAAAAACCACCGACUACUAGUCAAGUGAAAGAAUAUCUCCAAAGAGCAGAUAAGGUAGAGAAAACAAAUGAAAAUCACGAAGAAAUAAGUAAAAUUGUUGAUGAACUUGAUAAUUCCCAAGUUAUUGGUUUAAACGAUGAAAUUGAUAACAGCAUAAGUCUCGAAAGUAACGAAAAAGAUAAAACACAGUCCAGUCUCCAAGUCACAAUGCAACCAGAUGGGUCAUUUCUGUGUUUCGGUACUGGUGACCAUCAGAAAGAGAACACCAUUGAAACUCCUACAGUAGAGGUGGAUUACCUCACGAUUAUGCUAACGGAAGUUCACACAUCGGUAAGAGGUGAACUACAUCCAGACCCAGCUAUCGAUGCAAUUCAAGCUAUAUUUGUAAUCGUCACAAACGACUGCCCACCAAACAGUUGGCUCACAAAAACAAUUAAAGAAAUACUUGUCAUUGACGAUACUGAUCACACAAAAUUCUUAGAUAGAUGCGUAUUUAAUGUUCCAGUAACUUAUGUAAAUAAUGAAAAUGAAAUGAUAGAAAAACUAAUUGAUUUAGUGAAGAAGCAUGAUCCAGAUAUAAUGUGUGGUUAUGAAAUAGAGAUGAAUUCCUGGGGGUAUAUUCUUGAGAGAGCUCAGUUGCUAGGCAUGGAAAUUGUGAAAGAGAUAUCGAGGAUUACAGAAAAGUAUAGGCAGAAGCGAUGGAGAAGUGAGGACAAUGAGUUGGAAGGGCGAGUUAUAGGCAGGGUUACUUUUAACGUUUGGCGCCUUUUUCGCCACGAGUUGGCGCUUUCCAGCUACAGUUUUGAGAACUGUAUGUACGAAGUUUUAAAAGAGAGGGUGCCAAAGUACACGUUUGCGCAGCUUGCGAAGUGGUGGGCUCAUGAGUCGAGGAUGUUGAGAUGGAUAACAGUUGAAUAUUACAUGACGCGACUGACUGGAACUGUUCGGAUGUUGGAGAAACUGGACAUAAUAAAUCGGACAUCGGAACUGGCAAGACUUUUCGGUCUUCAAUGGUGGGAGGUAUUAUCUCGCGGUUCGCAGUUUCGUGUGGAAUCUCUGAUGCUGCGGGCCGCAAGACCUCUCAACCUCAUUGCUCUAUCACCCACAGUACGCCAGAGAGCAGCUAUGCGCGCCCCAGAAUGCCUUCCAUUAAUAUUUGAACCAGAAUCGCGUUUCUACUCUGAUCCAGUGAUCGUCUUGGACUUCCAAAGUUUAUAUCCAUCAAUGAUGAUAGCAUACAACUAUUGCUUCUCCACUUGCAUUGGACGCGUACAGAAUAUUAAUGGUGAUGCAGCUUACGAAUUUGGAGCCUGGCGACUGCGGAUACCCAAAGCAAAGUUGGAGGCUCUUGUCAAGAAUGGUCUAGUACACUGGUCGUCAGUAGGCGUAGGGUUUGUCAAGCCGUCUGUCCGGCGAGGCGUGUUGCCCGCUUUGUUGAGGAGGAUUCUGGCUGCAAGGCAGGCUGUGAAAAAGAGCAUGAAGCAACAAACUGAUGAAGCUGUUAAAAAAGCGAUGCAUUCCAGACAGUUGGGUCUAAAGCUAAUAGCAAACGUGACGUACGGAUACACAGCCGCUAACUUUAGCGGACGAAUGCCGUGCGUAGAAGUGGGAGACAGCGUAGUCGCGAAAGGGCGCGAAACGCUGCAGAGAGCCAUCAAACUUGUGCAGAAUAACUCCAAUUGGAACGCUAAGGUGGUAUACGGUGAUACCGAUUCCAUGUUCGUGGUGGUCCCUGGCGGCACUAGAGCCGAGGCUUUCGCGAUAGGACAACAGAUCGCCGACGCGGUAACUGCGGAUAAUCCAUCCCCUGUCGCGCUUAAGUUAGAAAAGGUAUACCAACCAUGUAUCUUGCAAACUAAGAAGCGUUACGUAGGCUACAUGUAUGAAAGCCCCGAACAGGAGAAGCCUAUCUAUGAAGCUAAAGGCAUUGAAACGGUGCGGAGAGACGGUUGUCCUGCAGGAGUCAAGCUUCUCCAACGCUCGUUGUGCGAGCUAUUUGAAACUGGAGACAUGUCGCGCGUCAAACGACUGGUCACUUCCACUCUGGCCAAACUAAUUGAUGGCUCGAUGCCUCUGCCCGAAUUGUUCUUUACGCGGGAGUACCAUGGACCUACUGGCUACCGGCCCGGGGCAGUCGCUCCACCUAAUGAGAUUGCUAAGCGUAUUGCUUCUCGCGACAGACGCGCCGUCCCCCGCACAGGAGAACGCGUCUUCUGGCUCGUUAGCGGAGGAACCCCUGGGACUCCACUAGUGCGCCUGGCGAGGACUCCAAGCGAGAUAGCGAAGGCACCAGUAGAACCACACAUCUCGUACUACGCUGCACGCGUUUUACUACCGCCGUUGCAUCGAUGUCUGUCGUUACUUGGGGCUGAUGUUUUUCAUUGGUGGCGGGAACUAGGCCACACUCGCGCGGCGUCAGCUCGCAGCGCUUGCGGCGGCAUCGCCCGCUACAUGUGGCGCGUGCGAUGUGCGCGCUGCGGCGCAUCCGCUCCUGCCGCUCUGUGCGUGCGCUGUGCAAGCGCCACCGGGCUCGCUGCUACACUGCAUGCAGCAGUGACGAGACAACAAUACUGCUAUACUAUAUGCCGUUCAUGCUGUGGCCAUGGUCAGUCUGAUCAGUGUGAGAAUACAGAGUGCCCUCUGUUCUGGCGGCGACUCACCGCCAACCACAAACUAAAUGAGGAGCGCGACAUCGCAGCCAAUCUACCGCCAGAUUUCCUCGCCGAGAAAUUAGAUUUUUAAACAAUCAU
Ostrinia furnacalis (Asian corn borer) is the source of this 5247-nucleotide messenger RNA. It is a transcript of the gene DNApol-zeta, whose product is annotated as DNA polymerase zeta catalytic subunit. The record is from RefSeq and is a predicted model, not a curated record. Gene Ontology annotation, molecular function: nucleotide binding; DNA binding; DNA-directed DNA polymerase activity. NCBI's taxonomy places the organism in Eukaryota, Metazoa, Arthropoda, Insecta, Lepidoptera, Crambidae. Gene Ontology annotation, biological process: error-prone translesion synthesis; double-strand break repair via homologous recombination. Gene Ontology annotation, cellular component: zeta DNA polymerase complex; nucleus.